Mustela erminea (ermine) is the source of this 4938-nucleotide messenger RNA. It is a transcript of the gene STK32A, whose product is annotated as serine/threonine kinase 32A. The coding region runs from base 268 to 1512 and encodes 414 amino acids. The record is from RefSeq and is a predicted model, not a curated record. NCBI's taxonomy places the organism in Eukaryota, Metazoa, Chordata, Mammalia, Carnivora, Mustelidae. The transcript has 13 exons. Gene Ontology annotation, biological process: G protein-coupled receptor signaling pathway; regulation of signal transduction; protein phosphorylation. Gene Ontology annotation, molecular function: G protein-coupled receptor binding; ATP binding; G protein-coupled receptor kinase activity.
UCGGAGCCCCGGCAGCCGCAGGUGCCGCCCGCCCGGGGCCAGUCCCGCGCAGCCCCGCGCCCACCGCCGGCCGCCGCCCGCCGCCGCCCGCGCCGGGGUAGGUAGGCGUCUUUUCCUUGCUCUCUCCUCCGCUCCGGGAACCCCUCUGCUAGCCCCCGUGCCCCGGGGCGGAAGACCAGUCCAAGCUUCUUGAAGAAGAGGAGAGAGAACCAAGAUCGAGAUAUUGGGCUAAGGCUUCCAGAUCUCUGUUGAGUGAAUUGAAGAUGAAUGCUUCUGCCAGCAGAGUUUAACUGGAGGAUCUGGGUGUGGGCUGACUUGACCAUGGGAGCCAACACUUCAAGCAAACCACCAGUGUUUGAUGAAAAUGAAGAUGUUAACUUUGACCACUUCGAGAUUUUGCGAGCCAUUGGGAAAGGCAGUUUUGGGAAGGUCUGCAUCGUGCAGAAGAACGAUACCAAGAAGAUGUAUGCAAUGAAGUACAUGAACAAACAGAAAUGUGUGGAGCGCAACGAAGUGAGGAAUGUCUUCAAGGAACUCCAGAUCAUGCAAGGUCUGGAGCAUCCUUUCCUGGUGAAUUUGUGGUACUCCUUCCAAGAUGAGGAGGAUAUGUUCAUGGUAGUGGACCUCCUGCUGGGUGGGGACCUGCGUUACCACCUGCAGCAGAAUGUCCGUUUCCAGGAAGACACUGUGAAACUCUUCAUCUGUGAGCUGGCCAUGGCCUUGGACUACCUGCAGAGCCAGCGUAUCAUCCACAGGGAUAUGAAGCCUGACAAUAUUUUGCUCGAUGAACAAGGGCAUGUGCACAUCACGGACUUCAACAUCGCCGCAAUGCUGCACGGGGAGAUGCGACUCACCACUGUAGCAGGCACCAAGCCUUACAUGGCACCUGAAAUGUUUGACUCCAGAAGAGAAGCCGGCUAUUCCUUUGCUGUGGACUGGUGGUCCCUGGGAGUGACAGCGUAUGAGCUCCUGAGAGGCCGGAGACCAUACCAUAUUCGCUCCAGUACCUCCAGCAAGGAAAUCACACACAUGUUUGAGACAGCUAUUGUGACUUAUCCCUCUGCCUGGUCACAGGAAAUGGUGUCACUACUCAAGAAGCUUCUUGAGCCUAAUCCAGACCAGCGAUUUUCUCACUUGUCUGAUGUUCAGAACUUCCCGUAUAUGAAUGACAUGAACUGGGAUGCAGUUUUGCAGAAGAGGCUCAUUCCAGGUUUUAUUCCUAACAAAGGCAGGCUGAAUUGUGACCCCACAUUCGAACUCGAAGAAAUGAUUCUGGAGUCCAAACCUCUUCACAAGAAAAAGAAGCGUCUGGCAAAGAAGGAGAAGGAGAUGAGGAAAUGUGAUUCCUCUCAGAAGACGUGCCUUCUUCAAGAGCAUCUGGAGUCUGUCCAGAAGGAGUUCAUCAUUUUCAACAGAGAAAAAGUAAAAAGGGACUUUAAUAGAAGACCGGCUAAUCUAGCCUUGGAACAAACCAAAGACCCUCAAGAGGAGAAUGGUCAGAAUAAGAAGUGAAAUCCUCCGCAUCUUCUGCUUGGGACUUUUCCUGCCACCUCAGGCCAGGAAUUGCUGACAGUAGUUCUCACCUCUCCACACCUCACACACCUUAGAAAAUGUGUAUGAACGCCUUUGGGAGGAGGCAGCAUGACAGAGACAGAGUUCCAGGUCUCCUGGGACCUCGUUUCACCACGAAUUAACUACGUUGCCUUGAGCAAGUCACUUCCUCUAUGGUCUUUGCUUUGGGUCAUUCACCUAAAUGAGAGGGUUAUACAAGAGGAGCUCUGUUCUCCCUUUCUACUGUUACCAUUCUGUUUUUCCACGCAGCCUUUAUCUUUAUUUUAAAAGGAAUAUUUAGAUGUAGAUUUAUUUUUCCACUCAUUCUAACUACACUGUGAUAAAUGGGCAAAUGGACACUGAUGGGUGGCUGAUGACUGUGUAAGGCUCUUCAGAGCUAGAAAAUUUCUUAGAGGGGCAGAGAGCCCCCAUCUGACUGAGGAGAGAGAAGGAAUUCAAUCAGGAAGCAAUGAAUGGGAGCGGAUUAGAAGUAACAGAUUUCUGAGGCCUUCUAGCGGCAUUCUGGAAUCAGCACACCCUGUCAGCUUCAGUAAGCCAGCAAGAGCCCAGUGAGCAUGUCCUUCCCAUCGCCCUGGACAGAGAUGUGAAGCUGGGGAGCUGAAACUGGUCAUGACUGGUAAACAUUGGUGAUAUUUACAUCACAGAAAUGGGCAAAUGCUUCAAAUCAGGGCUCCCCACCUUCCCAGCCCCCGUAAGCUGGUUGUAAAGCAGUUAUCAGCAUAUCGCUCACCUCCUAGCCUUGAGAGUGAAUUGUCCUCUUAUCAGAGACUCUGACUGGAGAGAUCAGAGAAUCUUACUGUCACACUGAGACCAUGUCCACCUUUUAGUAAUCAAGCUCUCCCUUACCUAUACAGGGGUUACAGUCUGAGUAGAAUGGGAGGGGAAUUUGGAAGAGAGGAAAAUUUACACUUAGAAACCCCUUUAAAUUACCCACACCAUGGUGGGAAUCUUUCUCAGCGAAGCCCAGUACAGUGAGCCACCUUCCAGUAAUGAAGCGAAUCACCAUGUGAGGGUUUAUUUUGUCUUUUAUUUCUGGUCUCAUUUUUGGCCAGUAUCAGAUGAACCAAAAUAUGUUUCAGAUUAUACAUGCCUUUAUAGACUGGAAUAAGAGAACUAGAAGAUGUAGUCAGGCCACCUAAACCUCGUCCUUACAGACAGGGCCUUGCCAAUAUGGCAGAAAGCAGGCAACAGGGAAGAGCAGACCAAGAAACCAGGCAGAAGUAACAGAUCCCACACCGGCCACACCAGACAUCCAAGGAGGGAAGCAGCACUCGGGCAAUUAAACAUGGGUAGGAAGCCAAUGCUGGAUUUUAACUUGGCCUCCAGGAUUUCCUCCUCACUGAGUUAACAGGCCCAGAAUUUCUGGCAGAACUGUGAAUAGUGUGUCUCUACUUUAAGAGCAACCACAUUUUUGUUAAGAAUUAAAACCAGCUCUUUUCUUCUGUUUGACUUUUUUUUUUUUUUCUACAUUUCCCACAUACUAUUUUUCCCGUGCUGUUUUCCUUUUCUCCGAAAGCUACAAAUUACGCACUGGCUCCGACUCCAUUUCUGAUUAUGUAUGGAAAGAGCAAGGGGAAGGUGACCCGGGUUCUGUUCCAGGCUGGUCACCCCAGGAGUGUCAGGGGCCAUUGGCGUGGUUUACCAUCUUGCAUCUUCCAUGUGUUUUGCCUCAAGUCCUGAUGUGCUGUGGAAUUGUCUCUCCAGUCACCUGGUCCCUCCUCUUGCUGUGACCUUGUAUGUAUCCUCGAGGAAAGACUUCAGGAAACACUUGCCAUGGGGCCAUGGGAUCAGGGGGCUUUGCAUGGGGAAGGGAGCGGCCAUCUUUGCCAUUUCACAUCUAUACAAUGUUUAACAGUACAGGAACCCCAUAACAUCUAUGUAGUGUGAGCCCCUAGUUUUUAUGUCCAGUGAGUUCCUGUUGUGCCCAAGGCACCUCUGUGGACAUUGGUGGAACUGUGGACACACCAACCAAACAGCACAGCCUCAGAGCGGUAAGAUGGAUUCUCAGUCCCAAUCAGGUUACAGACCCACAAUGUGUUUCCAGUUAGAAUGAGAAAGAACCAUAUUGAAAGCGCCCAACAGCUGACUGUAAGCAUCUCCCACCACCACCCAUUUUCAACAUUAGGACAAAAAGGUUUCCAGAAACCAUAAGGAGGCCUAAAUCUGUACCAUGAUUGCUAGAUGUUGGUAUUAGCUUCUUCGGUUUUAUUCCUUAACUUGGGCCCAGAGUUCCUACCCAAACCAGCCAGAACAUGUCUCAGCAAUUAGAUGACAAGCAAGGCUUGGGGCUCAGAAUUUUAGAAAAUAGGCCGAGUAUUGCCACCCUUUGCCUGGUAUUCUCCCAUCUCCUUCUAACUGCUUCCUCCCUUCUAAGAGCCCCUGAAAAGUCUAGAAAAGUCUAAACAAGUCCAGAAAUAUCCAGGUUAUAACAACUCUUACACUAUAGCUGGGUCACCCACCCCCUGGCGUUGUGACCCCCCUCCCAGUAGCUGGGGGGUGAGAGGGCACGCCAGUCCUGCCACCCUGCCCAUGCCCUGAACUCCAUGGAAGUAAAUACUCUGCUAAUGGCUGACACAUCUCAAGGACAGCCCUGGUUCUGGCUGGGAUCAUUGCUAGGGCAGCAAUAAGUGUCCAGCCACACAAAGCCCUGCUAAGUGAAUUAUGGUCAUUAAUUCAUAGUGAAGCUUCUUGUGAUGGGAAAGUUUGAACCGGAAACUAGUGGGCUGUAGAUCAUCAUAGCUUCUCUAGAUUGGAUGGGCAAGUACAUAGCUUGGGAGAAACAAUGCUGAUAGAGCUGGCAGGAAGCAGUCUUGCUGCUUUCCACGGUACAGUCAAUGCUAAACCUUUUGUUCGCCAGCCAGACGAAAAGGCAAAGGCAUGCAACACAUCGUGUUUGUUUCAGUAGCCAGUCGUGCCUGCCUUGUCUACACAACAUCAUUUCCCACUGUCCUCCUGCAAUUGCUCUUUCUUACAAGCUCAGUGUGUCUGACUGAUGUUAAAUGCUGAGGUUCGAAAUCCAAACUUCAGUGAUCUGCACUGUUGUGAACAGGAAGCCACUGGGUGGGAAACAUGUGCUUCUGUCGCUAGAAUGUAAAUGUGCCUUGGUGUAUUAAAACGUCUUCUGUAUACAGUAAGCCACUGGUGCUUCUCAGCUGUGUCACUGUUUUUCCUGGAGGUAGGGCUGUAGGUGCCCAAAAUUGUUUGUUCCUACUUCCAUUUCCCACUGUGAGCACCGUCCUUGGCCAGGAACAUGCUGGUAUUAGAGAUGAUGUCCUAGAAUGGUGGAAUACAGCAUAAUUUAACUGAUCCACCAAUAGAGAAACUAAAAGCCUGACCCCUUGAGCAUUCACACAUCAGGGAGCACAG